Durio zibethinus is the source of this 1605-nucleotide messenger RNA. Its product is annotated as protein NRT1/ PTR FAMILY 5.6-like. Gene Ontology annotation, cellular component: membrane. Gene Ontology annotation, biological process: transmembrane transport. The record is from RefSeq and is a predicted model, not a curated record. Gene Ontology annotation, molecular function: transmembrane transporter activity. NCBI's taxonomy places the organism in Eukaryota, Viridiplantae, Streptophyta, Magnoliopsida, Malvales, Malvaceae.
AUGAGAAAUAGUUUAGACGAGCAGGCCUGCAAAGCUGCUGCUCAAAAUUUGUUCUCCGAGCUUGGUUACGUAGUUACCAAUUGGGCACGAUAUUACAUUAGCUUUUCCAGGGGUGCUUUGUUCAUAUCAGGUUUGGUUUUCAGCCAUGGCUUGGCAGAAAAUGCUGUAAUGCGCAUCCUGAUAUCAUACUUCAUGGAGAAGAGGAAGAAUACGAAUUUAAGACAAGCUGCAGCAGUUGUAAAUGUUGAAGAGGGCAUAUCAGCUAUUAUGGCUAUUAUCAUAUCUUACAUUUCUGAUGCCUAUUUAUGUCGUUUUAAAGUGAUUGCUUACACCACUGCUAUGUUUAUCAUAAUAAGUGAAUACUGGUUAAAACGCAUUGAAAAGGACUAUCACAACAUGAAUGCAAGGCCCAAUUCCUAUAACAUUGUUGAAAAAUCCACAGGAUGUAUAGACUACCAGGAGAGAAAUAUAGAGGGAAGAUCAAUUAAAUUGCUAUCUAUAUCAGAGAAAGUCUCAUAUUUUUUCUCAUCAUUUUCUGGUCCUAUUUAUGUGGUCCUGGGAUUGCUUCUGCUUGGGGUCCCCACCUGGCUUACUCCAGAAUUAGAAGUUCGAUUAUUCUACCCGAUGGUGCUACUUAUAGCAGUGGGCAAAGCAGGAAGAAAUCCUCCUUUAAAAGCAUUUCUUGCUGAUCAGUUAACUGACACCAAGCAGAAGCAACCAAUAGAUGAGGAACAUGUUGAGGCCCGCAAAAAUUUUUGGUGGCGUGUUGCUUGGUCUCUAGGCGUUGUAGCUUCUUUUGGUUUAUUCAUUGGUUCUUGGAGAUGGAUCGUCUUAACUUUAUCAGUAGUGAUGGGUGUAGCUUAUCUGUGGUUCUUGCUUGGCAUCAAAUUUUACUCCUGCAAGAAACCAACGGGCAGUCUCCUUACUAACGUUUAUAAAGUUUUUAAAGCAGCCAUUUUGAAACGGCAUCUGGCUUACCCGAAUACUGCUAAUCGUUACUUCAAAAACGAUAGUAAUCAACUCCUCUUGUGGCCCAACGUUCCAUUUUUCAGGUGGCUAGACAAGGCUUCUAUUGUAGAAUCAUCAUCUCAACUGAUAUUAGAGGAACAGGAGAUUACAGGGAGGCUUUGCACAGUUGCACAAGUGAAGCAAGUGAAGAGCCUUUUAACAAUUGUUCCUGUUUGGACAACUUUUGUUAUUUGUGGUCUGGUAGAAGCAACAGGAAGAACUUUCUUCAUUCAGCAGGCCAACAAUUUGGAUGAGAAUAUCGGCAGCCUCUUCAUUGUCCCUGUUAGCCUUUUCAUUACACUUAAGUCCCUGGUAAGCUUUAUCGCUUCAUUCCUUCUCCAGUUACUUAUCCCAAAGUGGCUGGGCAAAGCAAAGAGACAGCCUUUUAUACUUGUUAGAAUCGGUUUUGGGAUGGUUUUUUCUAUUUUCAGCUGCAUUGCGGCCUGGCAAGUUGAGGUUCACAGAUUGAAUUUAAUCAAAAAAGAAACAAUGAGUUUCUUCUGGUUAGCUCCUCAGUUUACACUGCUGGGACUUAUGGGUGGAUUUGCUGAAGAGGGGCUCAGGGAUUUGUUUUUCAACCAUGUAGCUGAACCUUAA